Molecule: messenger RNA, 330 nt
Organism: Gaeumannomyces tritici R3-111a-1
Lineage: Eukaryota; Fungi; Ascomycota; Sordariomycetes; Magnaporthales; Magnaporthaceae
Exons: 2
Coding region: 1-330 (109 amino acids)
Source: RefSeq, a predicted model, not a curated record
AUGGAAACACGGGUCCUAUAUUAUAUGUUCCACAGCCUACCUAAUGCUACGGCGAUGACGGUUAAUUCCAGUACAUUAUAUAUCCAUUUCAUUAAUCCAGCGUUGAGCUUUCAGGUCGUAGUUGAGCGCCUAGGCGGCGAGAUGGCUGGUCGGCCAGCUAUGAAGGCAAACAGAGGCGAGACAGAUAACAGGAGAUGGGCAAUACGAAGGAAGCUCCUUUUUUUCGCCAAAUUAAGGGAGUACUGUUUAUAUAGACCGCUACUUCAAAUUCCUAUAAAUAAAACGACGUCUACCGUCAUCGAGCAGCAGUUGAAAUACGAGAACUUCUAG